Molecule: messenger RNA, 552 nt
Organism: Anopheles merus
Lineage: Eukaryota; Metazoa; Arthropoda; Insecta; Diptera; Culicidae
Product: tRNA dimethylallyltransferase-like
Exons: 2
Coding region: 222-398 (58 amino acids)
Source: RefSeq, a predicted model, not a curated record
CAGACGUUGCAUAACGCUGUUCGACUAGGUACACUGGCACGUCUCUGUUGCCUACACGUUUGUCUGAGCACGUUGUCGGAAGUCGUUACACCAUCGUUUGCAUUAAGCCAGCUAAACCUAAAACACACAGAAUAUCAUAGACGCGUCAUAAUAUUGAUGCAUUUGAUUAUACAAUUUUCAGGGCUCUCGAAGUGUACAUAGAAUCGGGAGGACAAUGCACAAUGAGCCAGGAAUUGGCGGAACAACGAUCAGCGCCAGGUGCUUGCGGUUUAGGGGGUCCUCUGCGCUAUCAGAACGUAGUCAUCAUCUGGCUACGAUGCGAUCAGGAUAUUCUAAACCGUCGUUUGGAUGCAAGAGUGGACGGUAUAUAUAGAGUUGGAAUACAGAAGACAAGUUAGGCAAGAACUGUCAUUGCCACCGUUUAAAAACUAUUGUUAUCAUGAACAUGCUCUGGAAUUACACCUCCAUCGGGCUAUACACUACAACGGUUUCAUUUUGUUUGGCAACAACUUUGAUCCACUCUACAACGUCGUCCUUUAUUAUAAAUUACUU